AUGUACAGACAAAGUAUUCCGACUCAAGUACGACAGGUUUUGGACUUAUUCAAAGCUGCAUCGAGUACACAUCACUCCCCAUUUGCUGGGAAAGUUGAAUCACAUUUCACACACGUCUCGGAUCUAACCCUACGAAAGGAGCGAUGGGAAAUCCUACGAAAGAACUGGACAAAAGGGAAAACAAUAAAGAAUGGUGAUAUGGCUAGUGGAAGCAGUAAUCUUAAUAUUGACCUCGAUACUUGUCCUGAUAAUUUACAUCUAAGUGAACGUGAAUUAUAUGUCAAUCCUGUACGUUUUGGACCAAAUGAGCUCAAAGAUACUAAAUCUUUCUUUAUUGACCUGACAAGUCUACAUCAUGGAAAUGAAAAUGCGUUGUUUGGUUCACAUCCAGGGUACGAAGUAGGCGAUAGUGUUUUUGUUAGGGAUAUAAUUUCAAUUGCCAACUCUUUUUACCAACCACUCUCUGAAUAUCCAAAGAAUAAAUCUGGUCAGAAUACUUUCCACUAUUACCUUCAAAGUCUAAUUCUGAGCCCGCUUGUCAUUUUUUUCCAACAGAAAAGGCGACUAUUUAAUAUGGAAAGUCUAGAACAUUGGAAUCAAGACAUGUUUGAUAUGGAGCAACUGGUCCGUGAAAUGAAUAAAAACGUCAAAGGAAACAAAAGUAUCAAUCCAUUUUUGUUUUCGAAAUUGACGCAUCCUGAUAACUUACAACUAGCAUUAAAAGCAUAUAGCACUUUUGGACGGGAAAAGUUGAAAAGUUUUUUGAACAAAUCAGUCAGGAAAAUGAACUGGAAGGAACUAAGCGAUAAGUCAAAUGGUUUCAAUAACGACGAAUUGGCUAUGGCACUACGUGAAAAUAGUUUUAUGAAGUUACUUAACAGAGACACUGGUCAGAUAGAACAAGAUUACAACCAAGUCUCUGUAUUUUGCGAAAAUAUUCUCGACAAAUUAAGAACAAAUUCGGUUGGGAGCAUUGACGAGGUUGUUAAGGAUAUCCCCUACGAUCUCGAGUAUAGUAGUUUGUAUUCAAUUACUAUGCAUGAAUAUGGUUUGCGCAACAAUACCGACUUUUCAGCUUUAAAUCAACUACUCAAAGAAACAUCAAUGAACAUCGUUGCAGCACGAAUUCUGCUAAACAAUACCAAAGUCAAAAAAUUACUCCAGAACUUAUCGGAUUUCACGGAACCAAGUGAUAGUAUUAGAUACGACGACAUUUUGAAAUUAGCACACAACAAGUCUAAAGACUUUAACGACAAAGAUAUCAGCUCUGUGUUUUCCAAUCUUGCCACUCGGGGCUUGACGCACCCCAGUUUAAAUAAACCAAGGGAUGCAUUGUAUUUAACGAAUCCUUCAAUUGCAUGUUAA
Lodderomyces elongisporus is the source of this 1365-nucleotide messenger RNA. RefSeq lists its product as uncharacterized. NCBI's taxonomy places the organism in Eukaryota, Fungi, Ascomycota, Pichiomycetes, Serinales, Debaryomycetaceae. The transcript has a single exon. The coding region runs from base 1 to 1365 and encodes 454 amino acids. The record is from RefSeq and is a predicted model, not a curated record.